Anguilla anguilla (European eel) is the source of this 6882-nucleotide messenger RNA. Its product is annotated as G protein-activated inward rectifier potassium channel 1. NCBI's taxonomy places the organism in Eukaryota, Metazoa, Chordata, Actinopteri, Anguilliformes, Anguillidae. The transcript has 3 exons. Gene Ontology annotation, biological process: regulation of monoatomic ion transmembrane transport; potassium ion import across plasma membrane. The record is from RefSeq and is a predicted model, not a curated record. Bases 955 to 2448 code for a protein of 497 amino acids. Gene Ontology annotation, cellular component: plasma membrane. Gene Ontology annotation, molecular function: G-protein activated inward rectifier potassium channel activity.
GGCACCGCUGGGCUAAGCGCAGCCGUGCAUUUCCGCAGGAGAAGCGCGCAGUGCGCAGAAGCCGUGGAGUGAAAAACAGAGUAAAAACCAAGCAGCCAGCUUCUCUACAUCUCCCGCACCUGAUUCCCAUGCCUAGCGCUGAUUGCCACACGAGAGGAGAAAGACAGCAAACGCGCGUCGUCUGUGAGCAACGGUGAGGAACGGAUCUGGGGAAUUUAGUCAUAUUGGACGGGAAAUCCAAGGUCGACUGAAAUCCUUAAUGAACUUAAUGCCCGUCUUCUAUGCGCACCAGGAGAAGAAAAAGCGGAGGGUUGGGAACCGACGCGUGUCCAACACCAACGCAUAAACCCCAUCACAGAAGUAUGGAACCUUCUCGUCAAAACUAUGCUCUGCCGUUAACGUUGUAAUCGUUUCUUGUGUUUCUGAUGAAAAAGAAGUUAAUUGCCUUAUGAACCCGCGCAACUUAAGACUCAAGGUGUGGAUUUCCCAUUGAAACCAUAACCAACCUGCAUCUAUCGUCUAAGAAGAGCGGAUGACUAAUCAGCGGCUCGCCAAAGAAUUUACCGUACGGUUCAAACCUUAAACUGCAGCUGGUGCAGCGUAACUGCGAGUCCAGUGUCUACUGUUAUUUUCUUUUACGUAAUUACCCACUGGACAGAUGAUAGAUUUUUAUUCUAACCCAUGUCACAAUAUUUGUAUUUGCAUUUUUAUUUUUUUCCUUUCCUCGGUUUGGAAUUUGUAUUUGGAUUCUGAGGAAAGGCUGUGCGUUUCACCGUGACCGUUUCUUCUCAAGCGGUUGGCAGUUAAACUACUUCUCCUUGCCUUGUUUUGGAUACAGUUAAAGCGCAUACAAUACAAGUAGUCUACUGCGUCAAGUAAAACCAAGGUACUGAGGGGGGGCAGACUGCAGUUUCGAAUCCUAGAGAUCAUUUCUCUGACUAUUUUCUUCGUAUUAUGUCUGCACUUCGAAAGAAAUUUGGGGACGAUUACCAGGUAGUGACCACUUCGUCCAGUGGCUCUGGAUUCAACCAGCCGGCGCCAGAGAAGAAGAAAAAGAGGCAGCGCUUCGUGGACAAGAACGGGCGAUGUAACGUCCAGCACGGAAACCUGGGCGGUGAAACCAGUAGAUACCUUUCAGAUUUAUUCACCACGCUAGUAGAUCUGAAAUGGCGCUGGAAUUUAUUCAUUUUCAUCCUAACUUACACGGUGGCAUGGCUUUUUAUGGCGUCGAUGUGGUGGGUCAUUGCAUACAUUAGAGGAGAUCUCAACCGAGCCCACGAUGACAAGUACACGCCGUGCGUUGCCAAUGUGUACAACUUUCCAUCGGCGUUUUUAUUUUUUAUUGAGACAGAGGCUACCAUAGGCUACGGCUAUAGGUACAUAACGGACAAAUGUCCGGAAGGGAUAAUUCUGUUCCUCUUUCAGUCUAUCCUGGGAUCAAUCGUAGAUGCCUUUUUGAUUGGCUGCAUGUUCAUAAAAAUGUCUCAGCCAAAGAAAAGGGCAGAGACUUUGAUGUUUAGUGAACAUGCGGUUAUUUCAAUGCGAGAUGGGAAACUGACUCUUAUGUUUAGAGUUGGCAACCUACGCAAUAGCCAUAUGGUCUCGGCACAGAUUCGCUGCAAAUUACUGAAAUCGCGGCAGACGCCUGAAGGCGAGUUCCUGCCAUUGGAUCAGCUAGAGUUGGACGUGGGCUUCAGCACCGGGGCGGACCAGCUCUUCCUCGUUUCACCGCUCACGAUUUGCCACGUGAUCGACACCAAGAGCCCGUUUUACGAACUGUCUCAGCGGUCCAUGCAGACCGAGCAGUUCGAAAUUGUCGUUAUCCUGGAGGGAAUUGUUGAAACCACAGGCAUGACUUGCCAAGCGCGGACUUCUUACACCGAGGACGAGGUUCUCUGGGGACAUCGUUUCUUCCCCGUCAUUUCUCUGGAGGAGGGCUUCUUCAAGGUGGACUACUCGCAGUUCCACGCCACGUUCGAGGUGCCCACCCCUCCCUACAGCGUGAAGGAGCAGGAGGAGGCCCUGCUCAUCUCCUCGCCCCUGAUGGCGCCCUCCCUGUGCAACAGUGGCGAGAAGAACAGCUCCCUGGACGGCCUGGAGACGCUGGAGGACAUGGAGACCACCACCAAGCUCCCGUCCAAGCUGCAGAAGAUCACGGGGCGGGACGGGCUGCCCCGGAAGCUUCUCCGGAUGAGCUCCACCGCCUCGGAGAUGACCUACAGCCUGGGCGACCUGCCCAUGAAGCUGCAGCGAAUCAGCUCCGUGCCGGGCGUGUCCGAGGACAAGCAGCUGGGGGCCAAGGGCAGCAAGAUCGGCGAGCCCAUCAGCCAGUCCGUGGCGGACUUACCGCCCAAGCUGCAGAAGCUGGCGGGCGGGGGGACGGGGGGCCGCAUGGAUGGACACCUACCCCCCAAACUAAGAAAAAUGAAUUCGGACCGCUUUACGUAAAAACCCCUGUCUCUGCCCUUCGAGACAUGCGCACACCUCCACUGACUAUUUGUAAUUUGAUAAGAUGGACAAAAUGCUCACAUUGAAGAACAUUAGCAUAUAUACAGACACACACACACGCACACACACACAUUUAUACAACGGCUUGGCUGAAUACUCGAUUCUGAUUGACCGGGAGGUGUGCAUUAUUUUUCCAUGGCAGGUGUGCAUUAUUUUUCCAUAAUGCCAUAGGCCUGGCUAUGAAGUAGUGCCAGCAAAAGUUUAAUCACCAUUCUGAGUGAAUCAUUGUAUUUCUUGAUAAAACAUUAAACAUGCAUCCAGCCACUGCCAACAUAAGCACAGUCAGCUUGAUGUCCAUGAUUGACUAGCUAGAGAAUAGCUACUCUAGUUUUAGCUUGACUAUGUUUAUAGUUUAGCCUGUGUUUGGAAUAUAAUUCAAUAGCUGGUUAGCUAUCUAUUUGUGAUAAACAUGCUGUCAGACCAUUCUGGCCUAAAACAAAACUGCAUUUUUAAUGUUAGGUAACCGUUCGAUGGUGAGCGUAAAUGACCUAGCUAAUAAAGCUAGCUUGCUAGCUAGGCCGAUUGAGAGGGGGACUAGAGAGACACAUUUGUUGCUGAGUAGUAUAAGGUUUGGGAUAUUUGCUGGAAUAUUUAAGUAAUGUUUCCAUUGCAGUAGAAAAGCAUGCAUUGGUUACAAGUUUGCUUUCUUGCUAAGCCAUUGUAUAAGCGGGAUAAUGACCUAGGGCUUAGGCAAUAUGUGGUUUGAAUGCCCUUUGUGGACGGAAAUGUACUACCUCUGCAUUGGGCAUUGAAACAGCGCAAUGCCCAGCCCCUCAGUCAGUAUCCCUUAUAUAGACACACAAGCACACACACACACUAUGAAAUUUAGGGUUAUGGAAUUCAGCACUGUUCUUGGGUGUAAGUACACAUGCUUUGAUAAGAGACCUCAGAAUUUUUCAGGUGGUUGCAAAAUUAGCACAAACUGGCAUGCACGUAUCACAAGCGCAUGGAAUACAAUAUGUGUACAAAUAUUUUUCUUUUUUCCCGGCAUGGCAUUUAUAGACACAACGACGAUUUUACAGACAAUAAAUAGUGAACAAAACAAUCUUGGACGCUGGAGAGCUGCAUCACACUCAAACUGGAAACGUUUUACAGGUUGUUGAGGGUUACGUCUUGUGGUGAAAGGCUCAAACGAUUCAUUUGAGUUGAUUACUUUGGUCAUUCAGUGUGGUAUUUGUGUUUUUUGAACCGUUAUUUUGAAUGCAUGUUAAUGCUUAUAGUCUUUAGACAGAGACACUGAAAUCAAAUGCUUAGUCUAUAUUACAUUUGUUUAUUUCAGUCUUAUUUCACAGCUGUAUUUUUGCUACUGUAUUUAAUAUAUAGGAGCUACUAUUUUAUUGUGAAUGAAAUAUAUGGCAUUUGUUUGGGUUGGGCAUAAAUAUAAGGCUGGAUGACACUAGGUAUUUUAAACUGCAUAAUUUGCACCUUACGAAAGCCAAUAUCAUGAAACAAGAGAGUAUCACUCACAAUUGCCUUGUGCCAUCCGUCUAGAUGAAGAAGGAUAUUCUCAGAACUGAAUAAAAGCAUUUGUAAUCUAACCACGCAAUUUUAAGAGUCCAUAUUUUCAAAUGGUCCUUUAUAGAACGGAAGCAAUAUCGAUAUAGUCACAAUAAUCUUUCUGCAUCCAUAUAAUAGGUCAGUAGUGAUCAAAGAGUUUAAUCUAAAAGUAUAUGAAGAUCAUAAAGUUUUGAUCAGUUUCAUUUGUUAUGAAUUAAUCCAUUUAAAUCACUCAAAAUUACAUUAAUCAUAGAUAAAAUCUGAUAUGCAGUUAUUCAUUAACUAAUACAUUUGAAGAGGUUUUCUUGUAUAUUUUUGAAUGAUAAAACUAUACAAUUUUUAAUUAGCUGAUUGUAAUGGACUAUAUAUAACUCUUAUGUCCUUUCUCCUCAGCAGAAGUCAGUAGGUAAUUGUUUUCGACUUCCUCUAAAAUCAAAUCAGUAUUCUGAAAUAGUCUGUUGUGGUCUGAUCAGUGAAUGUGUUGUGGAUGUAAAUGGGUUAAUCAUAUGAUACAUUCACUCAGAGAAUAAAGUGUCAGUUUCUUAAAUUAAAAGUUGUAUGGCUUUGGAACAGGAAUCACAAUCAGUAUGAAACGAUACAGUGAUCAAAGCACAGUCUAGUCAAAAUGAAUUCUAUCCUCCCGUUCGAGCAGUGAAACUGUGCUCCAAAUCUCUUGAAGGAGCCAUCGAGAUGGAUCAGUGCGUUACACAACCUGAUCCCAUUUCCUUUCUGAAAUGGAGUGUUACAGUUUGUAGUCCUAAAACCCAGAAGUAAGUUCUCGUUUUUGAGCCAUGGGAUUUUUCCCCAUAGGGAUUUUGUUUUGUGCCGAAAAUAAGGAAAUCCCUAUGGGGGAAAAAAAAGCAUUGGAAAUCUUCCGAGGGAACCGAUGGCGGAAGAAACAUCCGGGUUGGACUACAAAAAGACGUCACCGCUGUAACGCUCUAUUGAGACUCAAUGGUGAUGAGGCCCCUGGAACCAGAGCCCUCCCCAGGCAGAGCAUGGCGGCUCUCUUCACCACCAGUCUUCUGUGCCAGUGGUUCUCAGCCUCUUGACUAAAUGAAAUGGAUAAAAGCAAAAAUGUCAACCCCCCCCAUCCCUUUUCCCAUAGAAACACCAAUGGGGGAUACCAAUCUUAAUCAUAAAAUCGUAUGGCCCUUUGCAGUUUUAUCUAUUUAAAAAAAAAAAAUUAAUCCAAAUGUAUAAAUAUUUUCUUCACGCAAAACAGUUUGGGAAGCACAAACCAUUAUGUGGACUGGGCUGUGGGUUGUUUUACUUGAUGGAAAUUGUGAAGGCAGGUUUCUUUGUAUGGAGGUGGGGCAUUGUCCAUUAAGACUAACUUGUGUAUUUAAUUUUCCCACAGACACUCAUUGUAAAGUCAUUCAGAAGCAGAGCCAUAAGACUUCAAAUGAACUGAUAAAUGUACGUACUACAAAGCCCUCAGCAAGUGUCAAAUUUCCGCACCUUUCUCAUAGCAUGGGGCGUCGAAGCUCCAGGAAAUCUCUACUGAAGGCUAUUUCUUUUUUAGCCAGUCUUUUGUUUCGGUUUGUCAAAAUGUUUUUCCAAGCUGACUACACAGCAGGUCUGUGUUUCUUGAUGGCACUGUAAAACCCAUGGCGAAAAACUAAAUGCUGUAUGUACUGUAUGUUGCAAAUAGAAAUGUCUACCAAACACCUAGAUAUCCAGGCAUGACAAUAUAUCUAUUGUACAAACACACAGGUUUUAAAUGGACUUGUAUGUAUUAGUACUGUAUAAAUUAAUCCUGUAUUAAACUAUGGCAAUUUGGCUGGGUUUAGGUUUUUUCAACUCGCAUUUUGCUACUUGUAUAUUUACAGUAUGUUGUCUUUUUUCCUGAGGGUGGCCAAUUUUCAGUCUUGUGGUCAUAAUCUUUUGUUCCUGUACCAAUAUUGAAUCUGUUAUGUUGGGCAUUUUAAACGUUUUUUCACAAUUCUUUGAUGAAACUAUGGUUUAAGGUGAGUUUAAAUCGGUGAUAAUGUAUCUUAUCACUGGUUUAAACAGGUUCAAAGUGUCAUUCACCGUGUGUGUGCGCGCGCGUUUGUGUGCAGAUAUUGUGUGUGACGUUAAAUAUUUUGUUUUUAGAGUAUUUGAAUAUAUUUGAAUUUUCUAUAUUCUGUAAAUGACAUACAUACAGUAUAUAUGGUUUUCUGAAUGACUUCUGUCCCUAAGCACAUGCUAAGCCCUGUACCCUAGACAUUGCAAGCCAUAAUUUGGGUUUUUGGCAAUUAUGGGGGGUGUAUACUGUGUCAAGACACAGUUGGUUACAUCCUGCCUUGGGAUGAUGGCUAAUACUUGACUCCAGUGCCUCUGGUUAUCACUGCACAAGCAGACCUAAUUACUCACCAGGUGUCUUCAGGUCACAUCGGUGACAGAUAUGAUUCUCUUCCGACCUUGGAUGGCUCUGCUAGCAUGCUCAAUGCCAAGUAUUGUGGAAAAAAAUCACUGUCCUGCAAACUGAUCUUCAAUGUCCCCAGUGCUGUUUUGCGUGGGGAAAGAUGAUAAAACUAUAAGAGCUGUAAGAAAAUAUUCAACAAUGAAUAAUUCAAAUUUGGACUUUUUUUGUUUGUUUAAAUGAUUAUAAGUGGGGGACAUAGAAAAUUACUUCAUUUAACGCAUCCAUUAUUCAUUUCUAAACCAUUAUUUGACCUAUAUAUUCAUUAUUUGAUGUAUGUAUUAAGUUUAAAAAAAAACAAAACAUGACCACUUGUAUAAAUUCAGAAGUUUGUAUGUAUGUUUUCAAAAAUGUGUUCGGAAUUAUUUAUUCUGUACAUAAUGACAUACAUGUAUACUUCAUGUGUAUGCACAUACUGUACAGAUGACAGAAUUAGAACUGCGAGAUGCAAAUAAAACAGAAUUAUAGGA